UUUCAAAUGUCAGAUAGCUCAUCUAAUGAAGACUAUCGAAAGUUAAAUAGAAAGGCAAAGAAAUCAUAGGUUCGUACAAAUGUAUAAGAUCCAGAAUCCACACGAUUUGCAUAAGAUUUCGCAUAAAGAUUGCUGAAAGAGAGAGGAUGUACAUAUGUGUAUGCUAAGGAAAGUUGACAUUACAGAAGAAGAGAUGGGAUUCAAGAAACAAGCAACUAAACAAGUGAAGGCUACUACAUAUGUGCAUAGUAUAGAUUAGGCAACAUUUAAGGAAUUACAAAAAGAAUUUAAUAAAUGUGAGAAUAUUGGUUAGAUUUGUACAAUCUUAAAAGCAUUGAGUAAUCAUAAAGAGGCAACACCCUAGCAAUAACUAUAAUAUAAGAUAUAGAGAAGUGAUUUCUUAAUAAAGAAUAGGAUGUAUGAGGAAACAAAGACAGAAUGUUUUGAAUUAUUGUAGUAAGAAUUGGGUGUAUUAGAAAAAGUGAAAGUGUUAUUAUCAUUAUGUAAGGCAUAAUUAGAGACUAAUGAAAUAUAUAAUGGAUGUAUGUAAGCAUUGAGAUUAAAAAGCUAUGCAGAAACAGUUAAAUUAAUGCCAGCAUUUAAUUUGGGGAUUUAUGAUCUCACUCCAGAAUAAAUAUAUAAAUAGAUAGAUGAUAUCUAUUAAAAUACUAUAUUUAAGAUUUAGAGAGAUAAUAAAAAGGUAGUAUCUCUUCUUGGAGUUUAAGGAAAUAGUGCUACAGGUUGUUUAGGUUAAGGAGAUUUAAAUUAAUGUAGUGAAUUAACUUAAUAUUAAAUAUUUAAAAAUAGAAAAAUACUAUCAAUAGGAUGUGGAGAACAUCAUGUUAUCAUUUUGAUUAGUGGAUGUUCAUGUAUUAAUCCUCAUUAUGUAAAUUAAUGUAAAGGUGAUAAAUGUAAUAAUGGAAAUGAAGUAUUUGGAUGGGGAGAGAAUUUCUUAGGUUAAGUGACCAUGAAUGAAUAAGAUGGUAAUUUUGUAAAUGUUCCAUAUAAUAUUAGUUAAUUGAGUAAUAAAAACAUUAUUGGAGUAUAAGCUUAUAAAUGCACAUCAUUAGCAUGGGAUUCAGAAGGUCAUAUUUAUUAGUGGGGAGCUAAACAUAUACUUAAAAUAGAUUCUAUGACUGAUAUUUAAUAAAUAGUAUUGGGAUUCAAAUUUGGAGCAAUACUAGCUAAAAAAUCAUUAUUCAUCAUUGGUGAAUUAGAUGAAAAUAUUAAAUAUUCUAAAUUAACUAAAUUAGCUGAUAAUAUAGAUUAAAUUGCGUGUGGAGAUAAUCAUUUAAUUUCAUUGAAUUCUGAAGGAGAGGUUUGGGGAAUUGGAUAAAAUAAUUUUCAUCAAUUAGGAGUGAAUAAUCAUUUAUAAUAUUCAUAAAUUUAAGAAGAAGAAUGUUUUUAUAUUAAUGCAAAUUAAAAUUCAAGUGUUUUUGUUACUUCAGAUGGAGAAGUCUUAUAUUGUGGUUAAGUAAGCAGAGAAAAGGUCAUUGAUUAUCCUAAAACAUUAUAAAUUGAUGAAGAUGUACAAAUCAUUUAAGCUUGUAUCUAUGAUGGUGUAAUCUAUGCUUUAAAUUUAUAAGGAAAAAUAUUUAAAUGGGAUAUUGAUAAAGAACCUAAAUCUAAAUUAUUCUUUUCUGCUCCUGUAAGAUAACUUUAUCUUUGUAGAGGAAUCAGAUUAUGUGAAACUACAACAUUAUAAGGUGAAUGGUGUAGAUUAGAAUUAGAAGAUUAAGAUUAAGAAUAGUUUGAAACCUUUACAGAUAUAAAUCUUAUUAUUAAUCUAGGAGAUAAAUAUGGUCCUUAUGGAAUCAAAUAAACUCAUCCUAUUAGAUAUAAUAUUUUAGUAUCUGAGGAUUCUGAAUACACUCCUGAAUAAUUAUUACAUAAAUGUUAAGUUGUCUCAAUGAGUAAAAUUCAAUCUUAAUAAGAAAAUAAAAUUUAUCUUAAUUUUAUGAAUGAUGGAUACAAAGCUGAAAUUAAACAAAUUGAAGAACCUUCUAAACAUAAACUAGUUUUAUAAGUUAAUAAACCAGGAACUUAUUUAAUUUACUUAUAUCUUAAUGAAUAAUUACUAAUUGAUUGUCCUUUAAAUCUCAAUCUAAUUGCUGGAAGUAGAUAGGAUGAAUUAAUAUAGGCAGAAGAAUUAAAAAAAUAAUAGCAAUAGGCAGAAUUAUAAAGAAAAUAAGCGUUACUGUUAAAAAAACAAUAGGAAGAAGAAGAGAGAUAAAGAUUACUCAAUGAAUAAUAAUAAGAACUAUUAUUAAAAUAAUAGGAAACAAGUAAUCUUAUUUGUUUAUUCUUUAGAAAAACGAGCAGAUGAAAAAUUAUAAUAAUACUAAUUAAAAAUGUAGGAAGAAAAAAGAAUUAAAGAGGAAGAAAGAUAACAGAAAAAAGAUUUAUUAACAGGAGGAGGUUUUGAUCUAAAUAAAGUUAAAUAAUAAUAGGAAUCAAAUUAAAAUAAUAAUCCACCUAAGAAAAUUAUUAAAUAAGUUAAUACUGCUCUUACUCAAAAAGUUAGAUAGUAAAUGCAAAAUUUAUAAUAAGAAAGAUAAUAAUUAUAAUCAUUAAAUAAUUAAUAAUAAUAAGAGAAACAAUAGAAUAAACAUUAAUCUUAACCUCAAAAAUUGAAUCCUGUUAAAGCUACUCCAAAAGUACUUCAAAGUAUAUAAUCAAAUAAAACUACUGAUAAAGCUUUUUCAACUUAGGAGACUUUCAAAGAAUUUUAAUAAACAGGAUAAUUCAGAAAAACAGAUUCGCAAUUAUAAAAGAUGCAAUAAGAAUUCUUAUAAGAAUUUCAAUAGUUGAAAAGAUAGGAAACAAAUAAAUAUAAAAGAUGA
Molecule: messenger RNA, 2843 nt
Organism: Paramecium sonneborni
Lineage: Eukaryota; Ciliophora; Oligohymenophorea; Peniculida; Parameciidae
Source: the annotation of a GenBank genome assembly